AUGGCCCAAGAGGCGGCGAAGCAUCCCGCCCCCCAUCCCGCCCCCUCGGCCGUCGAGACGCCCGAGCAGCACCUCCAGCAGGAGCGCGCAAACCUGCACGCGCACUUUGCAGCGAACCAGCCCGCGCCCGAGCAGACGAGCAAGAGCCAGGAAGAGGACCUCGACCGGCUCGCCAGCGCGAGCACCAAGGCGAACCCCCUCGGUCCUGGCGUAUCCAGGGACACGCACGUCGGAAAGGACGGCAUGCUCUACCGCCGCAUGCCGGAUGGGACGGUCGUGCGCGCGCCAGAGGACGAUGUCGCCAUGGGCAUCGAGGAUGCGCGCGAGGGCAAGCUGGGCAGGAAGGAGCAGGAUGAGGUUGAUCGGAACUUCUAA
This is a messenger RNA of Trichosporon asahii var. asahii CBS 2479, 375 nucleotides long. RefSeq lists its product as uncharacterized. The transcript has a single exon. The record is from RefSeq and is a predicted model, not a curated record. Lineage: Eukaryota; Fungi; Basidiomycota; Tremellomycetes; Trichosporonales; Trichosporonaceae. Bases 1 to 375 code for a protein of 124 amino acids.